AUGAGUAAAAAAAGCAAAAUAGAACAAAAAAAUAUGUUGAUAGAAUGUCUACAACAGUAUCCCGAUUUGUGCAGUGGUAAAUUUUCGCUAAGUUUUACCUACAAAACGUCCCAAAAAUAUUGGCUAGAAAUAGCUAAUCAACUGAAUGCCGCAGGUCCGGUGUCGAAAAACUGGAAACAAUGGAGAAAAACCUGGCAAGACAUGAAAAGUAAAGCGAAAGCAAAGGGAUCUGAAGUCAAAAAGCACAGAGGCAUGACAGGAGGAGGAGAGCCCAUUAAAGAGCUUACUGGUGAAGAAGAAAAAAUAUUAAACAUAAUGGGUCCAUCAGCAAUUACUGGACAUCCAAAUGCACCAACUUCUUACAAUACUUACAAUUUGAUUAUCUCAGCUUUGCGUUUUCUGCUUUGCUUGAUCUUUAUCGGUAUUGAUAAACCAUCCGAGGUUGAAGCAGAUAUUAAAGAAGUUACAGGUGGUGUGGUAGAUGUAUGUGCUGUUGUACCUGAAGCUGUUGACGGUUUUUCUAUAGUCAAUGAGUGGUCAAUGUUUUCUUCAGGUUCGAAUACAAUUGCUUCAAAUUGCACAAUUUUAAAAUCGGGAUCUUUUACAGAAUCAUUACUAUCCCCAUAUAAAGAAGAACUAGAAGAGCGAAGUCGUAUCUGA
Psylliodes chrysocephalus is the source of this 660-nucleotide messenger RNA. The record is from the annotation of a GenBank genome assembly. Lineage: Eukaryota; Metazoa; Arthropoda; Insecta; Coleoptera; Chrysomelidae.